GCCCGUGCCUCCAGCACAGGGACGCCUCGUGUCUGGGAGACCCCCAUGCCCCCCGCCCCCCCACGCUCCCCGAGACCAGCUGAGCCGGGCGGGCGGGGAGAGGCGGCAGAAGCCCCGCAGCGGCCUGGAGUCCUGCAGGGGCGGGGGAGGCGCAGAGGGGUGGCUGGAGCGCCGCCCCCAGGAGGCGGGAGAGGUGGGGGGUGCCGGGCCGCCAGCCUCGCCGCCCCCAGCGCCGGCGCCCGGCUCCCCGCACACCCGCCACCUGCCGCCCCGCGCGGCGCUCGGACCCCGGGCCAGCCCGCAACUUCGCGCCGCCUGAAGAAACCCAGCGCCGCGGGCUUCUGCGGAGAAGCCCGGGCUCGGCCUGUGCCCAGGAUGCUGGCCCUGCGGCUGCUGAAUGUGGUGGCCCCUGCCUACUUUCUGGGCCUGUCGUUGGUCACUCUGGCACUGCAGCUGUUCCUCUUCCUGCCCAGCCUGCGCCCAGACCCUGCCUCUGCGCCGCUGCUCCCUCCCGCGCUGCUGCACGGCGCCCUCUUCCUCUUCCUCUCCACCAACGCGCUGGGCAACUACGUGCUGGUGGUCCAGAACUCCCCGGAUGAGCUGGACGCCUGUGGGGGGGCCCUGCGCGCUCCGCCCAGCACCCACUUCUGCCGCGUGUGCGCCCGCGUGGCCCUGCGCCACGACCACCACUGCUUCUUCACCGGCAACUGCAUCGGUGGCCGCAACCUGCGCAACUUCGUCCUCUUCUGCCUCUACACCUCGCUGGCCUGCCUGCACUCGGCUGCCGCCGGCCUGGCCUACAUCUCGGCCGUGCUCACAGUCUCCUUUGCGCACCCGCUGGCCUUUCUCACACUGCUGCCCACCGCCAUCGGCCAGUUCUUCUCCGGUGCUGUCCUGGGCUCGGAGAUGCUGGUCAUCCUCAUGCUGCACCUCUGGCUCGCUGUGGGCCUGGCCUGCGCCGGCUUCUGCUGCCACCAGCUGCUGCUGAUCCUCCGGGGCCAGACCCGCCACCAGGCGCGCAGGGGUGUAGCCGGGGGUGCACGGCCCUGGCGCAAAAACUUGCAGGAGGUCUUCGGGAAGCGGUGGCUGCUGGGCCUGCUGGUCCCUGUGGUCAACGUCGGAGGCGACGGCUCCAGACCGUGGGACAAGUAGCAGGUGCCCCACCAACACCACUAUCAGUCUGUGGGCAUCGGUGCCCCCCUGGACACAAGAGCACCCUGUCUCCGGACACUGCACCUCCGGCUAGCCCUGGCACUCAGCUCUGGGCUGUGAAUAGGACAGGGUAGCGUGGUGGCAGCUAGGUGCGGGCAGGCCUCUGCUUCUGCUGCUUCCCUGCCACGGGGUCCCUGCCCCCCCCUUGUCUGUCCCCCUGCCCCCGCCACAGUCUCCUGUCACUGGUAGACACUCGCCCAGAAUGGGAAUGGGGCUGGCAUAGGACAUAAAGUUACCCUGUGUGACAGGCAACCGGUCAGGGCCACCAGGUGUGAGGGCCACCAGGGGGGAUAGGGCACAGAGGGGUGCGAGAACCCAGUCCACUGCACACACUGACACAGCAGCCAUGGCCUGACACUGCCAGGUGCUGGCCGGGACCUGCCUGCGUGGACACGUCCUGCUGUGACCCUCCCCCAGCCUGUCCCUGGGCCUUCCUAGUGUCUUGCCAGGUGCUAGGGGGUGGGGGGACGAGGAAGAAGGAAGGAAAAAGGUGAGAGAGACAGCUGCAAAGUUGUGCAGAGAAAGACAGAAAUAGAGAGAGAGAGAGGUGGGGUGUUCCAGGAGGUGGCACAGUGGAUAAAUCAUUGGACUGUCACGCAUGAGCUCUGGAGUUCAGUCCCUGGCAGCACAUGUACCAGAGUGAUGUCUGGUUCUUUGUCUCUCUCCUCUUAUCCCUCUCAUUAAUAAGUAAAACAGAGAGUUGGCACAGCUGGCAGCUCAGGGGAAACUCAGAGCACAGUGAUACAGCCGCCCGCACUGCUGCCCCAUGUAAAGGAGAGACAGCACAGACUGUCCAAGUCGGACAGCAGGGCAGACGUCCACCCCACCCAUGUCUAGCAGACCCCAGUCUCUGUCACCCCCCCACCCAUGUUCUCCAACUGAGCCUGGAGAGACUGCACCUUGGUCCUGUCUCACACCCGCCAGAGGGCAGAGGUGGUACUGACUUCAUGCCCAUAGCCCUCUGUCCAGGCAGCCUCCAUGAGCUUAGCAGUGCUUAGCUGUGUGCUAAGUCCCCCCCCCCCCCCCCCCGCACUAUAACAAGGAAGCCGCGGCCCUCAGGGGCAUCUGGUCACUGUCCCCAGGCAUCGCCUCCUCCCCAGGUGGCAUCCUCACCCCACUUCCGGCCUUCCUUGAGAAGGAUUGCCAGGCAGCCCCCUCCCAGCCCCUGGCCUCUCCCAGGCUCUUGGAGGCUCGGCACUGAGGCCUGACGGAGGCAGGGGCAGCCCUCAGGAGUCAGCUCUGGGUUGACUGGACUGUUGGGAGUGACUGUGGGGAGGCUUCGGGACGUGGGGCCUGAGUGGCAUCUGUAUACAUGGUCCCCCGUUGCCAACGCAAAACCUCAAUAAAACUGUGGUUUCCAGCCGGA
This is a messenger RNA of Erinaceus europaeus (western European hedgehog), 2578 nucleotides long. RefSeq names its product zinc finger DHHC-type palmitoyltransferase 22 (gene ZDHHC22). The record is from RefSeq and is a predicted model, not a curated record. Gene Ontology annotation, biological process: protein palmitoylation. Bases 46 to 1152 code for a protein of 368 amino acids. Gene Ontology annotation, cellular component: Golgi apparatus. The transcript has 3 exons. Gene Ontology annotation, molecular function: palmitoyltransferase activity. NCBI's taxonomy places the organism in Eukaryota, Metazoa, Chordata, Mammalia, Eulipotyphla, Erinaceidae.